AUGCUCACUUGGCUACGGGAAAGCGGAUCCUUGUCUCCGGGUGGCGUCCGUCGCGGCGCUACAGGCGCCGUGGCUGGCGAUCGGCGUCAGGGUGCUGAAACGAACGAUCCGAAACCCCCGAUGGAGCGCACUAGUGGUGACUGGCGGAGCUUCGGCACAGGGUGCGGCACGGUGGGUGACUCGCGUGAUACCCGUACGCGUUGCGCGAUUCGGGUUCCCUGUUCGUCUGUCAGCGGUUGUAGACGGCCUGGGUGCAUCACGCGUGUACGCAACGUCAACAGGCGCAUGCAGGCAGCAGCAUCAAAGCGUCAUUGGCAAGAUGAAGCGGUCGCCAAGCCUCUUGGAAGACGCAGGGUUGAUGCAUCGAUUCGGUUUCCCGGAAUACUUGAACGCUACGGGUCAUCAAAUCAGGGAUUCCACACUAUAGACUGGCGUUUCAGCGCUAUGCUGGCUUUGGCCCAGUCUCCGUGCGUGGAGAAGAUGCUGAGUCUGAGGAGAUUUCAAGGGCAGAGCCCCGUCGCGAACAUCGUAUUCUUUAGAUUGAAUACCUGUCUCGCAGUCACUGGCAUAUCGAGUCAAGACGAAUCUAGCAGGUAUCCUGGCAAGCGUGGACCUCCACCGCGAAUAUCGUAUUUUUUAGAUAGGAUACCUGUCUCGCAGUCACUGGCAUAUCGAGUCAAGACGAAUCUAGCAGGUAUCCUGGCAAGCGUGGACCUCCACCGCGAAUAUCGUAUUUUUUAG
Molecule: messenger RNA, 741 nt
Organism: Cyanidioschyzon merolae strain 10D
Lineage: Eukaryota; Rhodophyta; Bangiophyceae; Cyanidiales; Cyanidiaceae
Exons: 1
Coding region: 1-741 (246 amino acids)
Source: RefSeq, a predicted model, not a curated record